Molecule: messenger RNA, 2081 nt
Organism: Corticium candelabrum
Lineage: Eukaryota; Metazoa; Porifera; Homoscleromorpha; Homosclerophorida; Plakinidae
Product: zinc finger MYM-type protein 1-like
Exons: 3
Coding region: 198-2081 (627 amino acids)
Source: RefSeq, a predicted model, not a curated record
UCUUAGGGGCUAGAGAGGGCGCUAGCCCCCCCACUUUUUUAGGGCGUGGCUUGCUAUAUUUUGAGUCAAUUCUAUUUUCAACGUUAAUUAAACAGAAGUGUAGCUUGUCUUUAGCUAAAUUAGCUGAUUCAGCAUAGAUGUAGUACUGCUAUGAAGGACUGCCUGGAAAUCGAGGCUAAAGCACCCGGAUACGGAAAAUGUCAGCGGGAGACAGCUGUCACAGCAGCAGCUCUGUCAGCCUCAGCAGCGACAAGAACACAAAGCGGAAAGGACAGAAACUCCUUACCACCUUUCUAAGAUCAAGAACUUCCCUGCAGCCAGAGUCGUCUCACUCCAAGUCUUUGUCAUCUUUUUGUACGUCAAGGUUCGACGAUACAGCUAGUUCUAUCGUGACUGUGACUGUCUCUACUAGUACUACUGCUAGUGAAUCUGGCCCGAAAGAUUCUGUGUGUCAUGCGUUUGAUCCUUGCCGAGGUCCAACUGCUUGUUCUGUGACCAAUGGCCCGUAUCAACCUUGUGCAAAAGAACUGCCGCAUGGGAAAUUUCCUCAGACGAAAUCUGGCACUUGUAAUAGGUCCUUUCAACCACACUGGUACACACAAUUUUGCUGGCUUGAGUACAGCCCUGCAGCGGAUUCCGCGUUCUGCUUUCCUUGUCGGCUGACAGUAAAGCAUAACCUGGAUAAACAAGGUUGUCCAGACCAAGCGUUCGUGAGUAGAGGUUUCAGGAAGUGGAAGUCAGCAGUAGCUGACAUGAGGCGUCACGAGGAAUCUUUGAGUCAUAUUUCAAAUGUUGGAGUGUGGAAGAAUAGCCAACAGCAGGAUGCAACCAGAGGAAGUGUUAUGCAACAGUUGAGUACAGCCUACCAGACACAAGUAGAGCUGAACAGACGCAAUUUACGUAAAAUUUUUGAAGUAAUUUUUUUAAUGGGAAGACAAAACAUCCCAUUGAGAGGCCACGAUGAAUCUAAAGAUUCUCACAACAGAGGAAAUCUGCUGGAAUUUCUUGAAUAUCUGUCACGGUACUGCCCUGACUUAAAACGCCAUUUGGAAGGAAACUUUCACUACGUAAGCCCCAAAAGCCAAAACGACAUGUUGAAACUCAUUGCAUCUAACAUUCAGAAGAGAAUUACGACAGCUGUCAAACACUGCGGCUUCUUUGGACUAAUAUGUGACGAGUCACAAGACAUAUCAAGGGUAGAACAAAUGUCUGUCAAUGUAAGGUUUGUAACAGACAGCCUGAAUGUAGAGGAGAGGUUUCUUGGAUUUUGGCCUUUAAAAGGUACUGACGGAGAAAGUCUGUUUCAGCAACUGACGCAAGUUUUGCUUGAGACGGGCCUAUCAAUGUCUAUGGUACGGGCACAGUGUUAUGAUGGAGCGUCAAGCAUGUGCGGGAAGCACUCAGGUUUAGCUACCAGGCUUCAGGAGGUCGAGAAGAAAGCUGGAUAUGUGCAUUGCCAUGCCCACAGAUUGAACCUCAGUCUUCAAAACAGCUGCGAGAACGUUACAGAUGUGCGAAACGUUCUAGGUGCUGUUUCCAGUCUCUAUAAUUUACUUGAAGGAUCAGCCAAGAGACAUGAAAAGUUUCAAGAUGUGCAACGAAGACAGAACGAAGGAAAGGGCCCGCAAGCAGUACUCCAACGACCAUGUCAUACUAGGUGGGGUUCCAGGCACGCAGCAGUCCAUACUGUUAGGCAACAGUUUGCAUCAAUUCUGAUUGCUCUGGACGAACUCUCUGACGAUGCUGCGAUCGGAAGUGAAGCUCACUGUUUACUGACUGUUGUAUCUUCAUUCAAUUUUCUCUUCUAUGUGUCCGUUCUAGACACUCUACUAGGAUUAAUCUCUCAUCUAUCCCAGUACCUGCAGGGAGAGAACGUAGAUCUUCAGGCAGCAAAAAGAUCAGCUGAUAGCGUCAUUGCUACUCUACAAAGUUUCAGAACAAAUGAAAGUUUUGAGAAUUUCUGGCAGUCAUCGGAGAAAGAGAGUAAAGCAAAAAACCUGACUCCACCAGCUCUCCUUCGAGCUCGUCGACCUUCUCACCGAAUUGACGAACGAAGCACAACCCAAUAUCACAUAUUAUAA